Messenger RNA from Doryrhamphus excisus (bluestripe pipefish), 3001 nucleotides. It is a transcript of the gene smg9, whose product is annotated as SMG9 nonsense mediated mRNA decay factor. The record is from RefSeq and is a predicted model, not a curated record. Lineage: Eukaryota; Metazoa; Chordata; Actinopteri; Syngnathiformes; Syngnathidae. Gene Ontology annotation, biological process: nuclear-transcribed mRNA catabolic process, nonsense-mediated decay.
UUUUCUAUUACAACGCCAUUGCUGGAAAACGGUCGACGCCGUAUGUCACGACAAACGCCACAUAAAUAGCUAGCAAACAUUACAAUUGUUUGAGUUGACGAAACAAACCUAGUGUUUUUUUCAUUAUAUUCAUAAAGGCAGGCAACGUUAUGAGCAUAUUUAUAUUUGGCGAGAGAAUGUUUAUCGUUUUGGAAAUAUUUUGGAGACGGUGAAAGUUGUCUUUAUUUUGCUAUUCUUGUUCGGCGGAACCGAGGUGGCUGUAGCUAGCUUGCUGACAACCGAAGUAGACCGCAGUGUUAAAUUGUAUAUAUAUUGCUAAACAAUUCGCAAAUAUGUCAGAAUCUGGCCACAGUCAACCUGGAAUGUAUGGACCAGGGCGCCGGAGAAGGCGACGCCGUGGUGACCGGGAAGUUGGACCUCCAGGCCAGAAUCUAUCCGGUCCUAGUCGUGAUCGCGAAUACCAACCGAAGGAACGAAGGGACGGGAGUGAGGACCCACUAGGUCUUCUCAUUCAGAAGACCCCCAUCAUUCUGGCAAAGCCCCCAGGGGAGAGGGCCAAGCCAUCACAGAGUACACCCGGCAGCGGAGCUCCGGUUCUUGAGAAGCCAAUCAUGUUAAUGAAAGCUCGGGACGACGGAGUCAAACCGGCAACUCCUCCAGAAGCGACACCUCAGCCUUCAGGGCCUGGGCCUUCUAAAGCGGAGCGGGAAGGCCAGCGACCCACGCAGCCUGUUUACCAGAUUCAAAACCGAGGAAUGAGUGCUUCUGCAUCGAGCAGCGCCGUGGAUCCCUUGGUUGGCCAGUCUAAACUCCUCCCACCAGAGAAGAUGAAGCACAGCAUCAGACUGGUGGAUGAACAAAUGAACUGGUGUGACAGCGCCAUGGAAUACCUGCGGGAUCAAACAGAUAUGCUUGUGGUGGGAGUCAUUGGUCUGCAGGGAACUGGGAAAUCAACAGUCAUGUCACUGCUAUCAGCCAACACCCCUGAAGAAGACCAAAGGAGUUAUGUAUUUCGAGUCCAGACCCAAGAGAUGAAGGAACGCGGUGGAAACCAGAGCACAGGGAUCGACUUCUUCAUCACUCAGGAGAGGGUCAUCUUCUUGGACACGCAGCCAAUGCUCAGCCCCUCCAUUUUGGACCACCUUAUCAACAACGACCGCAAGUUGCCCCCGGAAUACAACCUCCCUUAUACUUAUGUGGAGAUGCAGUCUCUUCAGAUAGCCGCUUUCCUGUUUACAGUGUGCCAUGUGGUCAUUGUGGUCCAAGACUGGUUCACCGAUAUAAACCUCUACAGGUUUCUUCAGACGGCUGAGAUGCUUAAACCUUCCACUCCAUCUGCAAGCCAUGACAGCACAGGCUCUUCCAGCAAUGAUGACGGCGCAGAAUACUACCCACACAUAGUGUUCCUUCAGAAUAAAAGCAGGCGGGAGGACUUCUGUCCAAGGAAUCUGAAGGAUAUGCACAUGGUGGUGGACAAAUUAAUGGCUCAUUCUCAUCUCAAAUACAAAGGUUCCUUGUCCAUGCUGGACUGCAAUGUGUUUCCCGGUCUGGGCCAGAACUAUCUGACAACAGAAGUCAACAUGUUCCUGCUUCCCAUGCAGGACGGCGAUGGCGAUGAUGGUCUCACCAAAGCAGGGUCCACCAUGACGUAUCCGCUGUUCUCCUUGCUCCCGGGGUACAAAGGCCACCCUACCUUCUCUACUAUGGUGUCCAAGCUGCGCAGCCAAAUACUAGCCAUGCCGCGCUGUCAGCUGUCACACACCAUCCUUACUGAGAAGAACUGGUUUCACUAUGCGGCUCGGAUCUGGGAUGGCGUCAAAAAAUCCUCCGCUCUCUCCGAAUACAGCCGCUUGCUCUGCUAGCACUGUAGCCUUCCUGCUUGUCCAGCAGUGAAACACUUCCAAAUGAAAGGAAAUACGUCUGUGGAAAAACCCAAGCAGAGGUGGCAGAAAGAAAAAGCCACCUUGGGGAUUUUGACAGGGAACGUGAAACGUUUGGUGAUGCCUGGCAGCCGUAUUCCUGGAAAUUGCAGUAAAGUUCUCGGGGGGGGGGGGCUGUACGCCAUGCACGUCAACAAUGGGAGACGAGAGUGAAGCGGUUGUGUGGGCAUGUUUAAACAUGAUGGGAUCACGUUAGUAGGACCUGUGUGACCGAUGCCAUGUCACGUCAUGAGAAAUACUUCAAUACAGUAUAUGUACUUAGCAUUGGCUAUUAUACACUGUAGUCAGUGUAGUAUUUUCCACAGGACUUCAAUCUAUGGCAUCGGCAUCAUUGCCUAACUUUUAUAAUUAUCCAUGACUUAUUUGCAUGUUUUAGGAAUGUUUUUCAUUAAGCGUUAAGACAGGUGUCCAAAGUUUGUCCCGUGGGCCAUUUAUGUCCCAUCUUAAAAAAAAAAAUAGUACAAAUAGAAAAAAAGCAGUGAUUUUACAAAUAAACAUGGGUCAGUUUAAUUUUUUUUUUUUAAGUGGUCCCCUCAUCCUUUGAUUUUUGGUUGGGAAAAAUCCCUGCAUUAAGAUUUCGCACUUUGUUCUGCGGUUUUUGAACGCACCACAGUACAGUUUUGAGAGACAUGUUCAAGCUACCGAACACACACAUCUAUACCUUUGCCUCUCCACCGGUUAAAACAACAGAAAUAGAAACACGUAGAAAGCUCACCGCCACGCAGCGCUUCAAUGCACACGCCGCCAUCUUGUGUAGCACAAUUUGGCAGCAGUUUAUAAGUAUACAUAGGUAGUUUACAGCCGCACAGUCGAACAAUUUCAUGCCUUAUUGUGUCCAGAAUUUCAGAAACCAUGAGUAAAAACAUUGAAAGUCGCUAACGAACAAGUUUGUGCUACACAAGAUGGCGGACUCACGGCGAUAAAAGCCUCAUGAGUUUUCUACAUAAUGUAGUUCUGUGGUUAAAACAGAAUAGUCUACAAAACUGAUAUACGUUUCUAGUUCCCUUUUUUUAUUUUUAAUAUUUCAAAGUGUCUAAUAAUUGGCUAAUAAAUACAGUGAC